AUGGAUUCGCUCUGCGGCUUGAUGCCCCCGAGCUGCGGCAGCUGCCGGGUCUUCGGCUCGGAGCGACCAGAGGAGGUGCAGAGACUCCUGGGCGUGUGCCCGCAGCACGACGUGCUCUGGGACGAGCUCACCUGCGAGGAGCACCUGCAGCUCUUCGCGGGCUUUAAGGGCGUGCCCAAAGAGGCAGUUGCGGAGGAGGUGGCGACCAUGCUGGAGCGCGUGGGCCUUGCCAAGGCGGGCGCGGGCAGAGUCCGGGCUGGAAAGCUGAGCGGCGGAAUGAAGCGGAAACUGAGCCUAGGCAUCGCCUUCCUGGGUGGCUCGCGCCUGGUGGUGCUGGACGAGCCCACGAGCGGCCUGGAUCCCUUUUCCCGGCGCGCGGUCUGGGAGUUGUUGCGGUCCAUGAAGCAGGGCCGCGUCACGGUGCUUUCAACUCACUACAUGGACGAGGCCGACAUCCUGGGAGACAGGAUCGCCAUCCUCCACGAGGGCAGGCUGAGGUGCUGCGGGUCUCCUCAGUUCCUGAAGCGCGCCUACGACUGCGGUUACAACAUCACCUUCGUGAAGAAGCCUGGGUGCAACACCGAGGCAGUGCGCGAGGCGGUGUGUCGGCAUGUGCCGGAGUUCACGUCUGAAGUGACGGUGCUGUCCAACAGUGGCAAGGAGCUGAUUUUGCAGUUCCCCUUCAGCGCUGCGCGGCACUUUCCGCAGGUGCUGAGUAGCCUCGAGCAGCACUUGUUGGAUCUCAAGCUCGAGUCCUACGGCAUCUCCGUGACCACCUUGGAGGAGGUCUUCCUCAAAGUUGCCUCUGGGGAGGCACCACGGCCGGAGAGGACAAAGCCGUCGGGUGGAUCGCCCACUGGGAUGUACAUCGAGCUGGGGGAGUUAGGCGGUGAGGUCCAGGCGCGGGAGGUCUUCUCCGCGCGGGAGAGGAGCGCCGGCAGUGGCGGCGCCUCGGUGCUGCGGCAGACCCAGGCCUUGCUGCAGAAGCGGGUGCGCUAUGGGCUGCGGGACAAGAAGGGCUUGCUGUGCCAGCUGCUGAUGCCUCCGGCCACCUUGCUCCUCUUCUUGCUCGUCCUGUCGCACAACCUCUUCAGCAGUCAGCCCGUCCUCGAGCUGGCGGUCUUGGAUUACAACACCCAUUGCUCCCAGGAAGCUCCUGGAGGAAAAGGCGACGGCGGCGAGGGUGCGCAGAACCUGGUGGAGUUCACCUUCCUGCCCUCGGUGGAACCUGCAGCCGCCGAGGCCCUUCUGAAGCCCGGAGAGGCGCUGUGGAACGGCGGGCUGCGGAAGCACCUGCCGCCUUUGGUGGGGGACGGGGAGAAGCAACUCGAGCAGGAGCUCCGAGCGGAGCUGCCGCUGGUGCGCCACUACAAGGACCAGGUCUCGGCCGCCUUUGUGGCCCUCUUCCGAGGCGACGAGCUCUUCCUGGUGAAAGGCAGCCGCAGCGGGCUGUGGCAGCUCCCGGGUGGGAUGAUCGAGGAGGCGGAUGCGAACGUCUGGGAGGCAGCGACCAGAGAGUUCUUCGAGGAGAGACCGGAUCCCAAGCGCCGCUCCCGCCCACCAGGCUGCAGGGCUGGUUCGAGACCGCCAUCCAUUUGCCGCACAGCCUCUUCAAAGGAGUAA
This is a messenger RNA of Effrenium voratum, 1623 nucleotides long. The record is from the annotation of a GenBank genome assembly. Lineage: Eukaryota; Dinophyceae; Suessiales; Symbiodiniaceae.